UCCGCCUCUCCUCAGCUCUCGAUCAACAUAUCAUCCUCUUUCCAUCCAAUGCUGCAGCAGACUAGAGCUGCUCAUGCCCAUGUACUCCACCGGCCAUUGCUCUAAUCACAGCACCGCCAAAAUGCCUGAUCUUCGCUUCGACUCCAUGAGGAAAGGGACCAUUGAGCGGGCCCUCUAUGAUUCCUACCGUCGCCGGAGUAGCCUCUGCCUACCACCAGACAUUACACUGCCACAGGACUGCUACAGAUCCACUGGACCACUGCCUCUCCAGUGUCUCGCCGCUGAUGCACUCCCUGAGAGCCUCAAGGAGGAGAUAGAGAAACUAACAGUCUCUUCACUGGAGGAAUACUCUCACCAAGAAGGACAUGUAAAGGGAUCUCUGAGCUUGUCUGAUGGUCAUAAUGAACACACUGUCAUUGUCCCUUUGCAGUUUUUCACGAAUGACAAUGGUUUACGGAUUGUUGGUGGCGUUAAAUGUCCUCAUUCCGGAGAGAGGCAUGCACGAAUAAUACUCUUCAAGCACAUGGAGGACAAAGUUGACACAGAAACACUCUUACCCUCUUUUCAUAAAGGACUGUGUAUUGUUGAAAUGGAGGGACACUCUCUUCGAGAUUCUACCUUUGAAGGUGUCAGAAAGAUCAUGAGGAACUUGAAUACUGUUCUUAUUAAACUAGUGGUGAAGGAUUGCUGCAAAGACCACUCAAACAGGCCAUCACUUGGCAUCACAACAAAAAGAGAGGAUAAACAAAUUAAAAGUAGGAAGAAACCUCAUUUCCUGGCACUGCGAGAGCAAAGACGAGCUAGUAUGGUUAGCCUGGAAACCCCUUCACCUGAAGGACGGACUUACAGAGAAUUACUAAAAGAAGAGAGUUCUCCUUCUCCCUCGCCUUUCAAGAAGGACUGUCAAUCGGCAUUGGAGGUCUCGUUUGAGUUUGCAAAAGACUCUACUCUCGUUCGGAAAACAACACCAAAACUUUACCCGAGACAUUCCUCGACGCAGUCGCUUGAUAGCUUGAUCAGUGAUAAUGGGGUUGAUGAUAAAUCACUGGCUAACAAUCAGAGCAGAGUGGCAAAGAUAUCGUUGCGAUACUUAAAGUCCCGGGAAAAGUUUUGCGUGAAUCUUCAUCGGAUUAAAUCAGUUUCUAAGAAUUCGGUGAUAGAUCAGUCUGGUGUGUUCAUUAAUACUUACAUAUUCCCUGAUAAGAGGAGUCAAGGUGUCCAGUCCUGUAAGCCGGUAUCCAGCACUAUCUCAACAGAGUCUCUCAUUGAGUUGAGUGCUCAGUACAAGCUCACCAGGGAAGAGUUGCAAGCCACUUCCUUAAGAAUCCUAGUUUGGGAAUUCGGCAGUGCUUUAAGAUCAAAGAAGACUCACUUCAGGGGAGAGGUAUUUUUAGACGUUGGUGACGAAUCGAAUAAAUUUGUUAAUUUAGAAGGUGUUCCCCAGUGGUACUCCCUGUGUCCCCCUGAUAGGAACCUUCCUUCGUUACCAUCACCACACCCACCUUAUUCACAAGGGACCAUUAUGAAAAAAGUGAAAGCCAUUGCUAAUAACACAUCACAAAACUUUGGUUCUUUGACAAAACGGAGAAAAGAAAGAAAAGGUUUAGGAGCAAUAAUAGCAGCCGAAGGGCCAACCCUUUCCCAGAGCUUACAUGACAUUGCUGGUGCUAAAGGUAGUGGCUCAAAAUCUCCUGAUGUCCCUUCAUUGCUCGAGCCACUCAAAGACAGAGGAAGAGGAAAGAAGAUCAGUUUGCCAGACCCACCGUUGAGGAGACCGUCUUCCUCUCGCAACAGAAGGAGCAACAGGAACUCUUUGCUCUCACUUUUUGAGUGGAACAGUCGUAGGAACAGCAUUGCUGAGGAAGACGCCGCCGAUUAUACUUUCUCUUUACAAAAAAUGGCCUCAUCUCCAAUGCUUGAUGCCAAAGGUGAUGCUUCUCCAAACAGCAAAAGAGGAAACCUCUCGCUGGUUGAGUUUCUCGACGGCCUCAACACUCCUCGCACAAAAGCCAAAUUAUUAAAAUUCUCUCAAGGCCUACGGCAGAAGUCUUUCUCUCAGGACGUCCUUGAUGUCCCUCGUCCAAGGAGACCAUUGAGUCUCUCCAGCGACAGUAUGAACAUUGGUUCCGAGGACUCCAGCUUUGGUAGCGGGAGCGAGACUUCUAGCAUUAGCUCGGUCAAUAAGCCGAGUGGUUUACUGGUCAGUGGCUGGUCCACUAGUUCCAGUGAAGAUAUGCUGAGACCUCCUUCCUCAGCCUCGUCUGGUGAGUUUUCUCCUCCACCCCAAAGCGGCAAAUCUGUCUUUCGUCAUUACUCGUUUCUUGAUUCUCUUGAGGAUAUGAUGGAUGGGGUUCCACUAGAAUCACCCACACAGAUACUGAGACGACCUUCAAAGCCAAAAAAGUCGUCCGCUCGACGCAAGUCAAGCAUGGAGGAAGGUUACGACCAUUUGCUCCCGUUUUUGAAAAUCAACGACUCCGUUCCUUUCAGCCCUCAUUCUCUCUCGUCUUCCACAGAAACCCUCACUCCUCAUGUUGGGGCCGGAGAAGAAGAAGGCCCUAAAUUAAGAUCCUCAUCUUGGACAGAGACUGACACCUUGCCUAGUACUUUUGGGCGGAGCCUAAUGGAUUCCCGUCUCUCAAGAAGUGUCGACGAGUUAUCAGAGAUGAAGAGUUGGUCUCAAUACGACGAUAGUUGUACUCAGUCCUCAUUGGAUCUCUCGGACUCCUCCUCUUCCAGAGGGCAAAGCCAGUCGCAACAGGACAGUGACUUUUUAACUUCCAUACAACCGAUAGCAACAGGAACAGAUGACAGUAUUUAUAGCAGUGGGCUGGAGUCCAUUAUGGAAAGGUCUAUGGAGGACAGUGUUCAAGUCGAGACAUUGAAGAGACCAAAGAAGAGGAGUGUGUCGUUGGAGAUGGUGGCAUCCGACUCUCCUGAUGACAAGGGAAAUAAUCAGCCUGUCUUACCUGCUCUUGCCUCAGUGAGAAAAGAUAGUAAAAUUGGAACAAUUAAGAGAUUAGUGGAAGCUUACAAGACUGGCUUAGGGAAGCCAAAUGGGAGUGUCAACAUUCUAUUGACUGCCAAACAUGUUGCAAGGAUCAUAGUAGUUGACGUCAUUGAUGUUGUGUUCUACAGCCAGAAACUGAUGAAUGCUGAAUACACCAUGAAAGUUAACCUCUUCAAUCGUUUUAACGAAAAGUGUGAGAUGAGCAAGAAGGAAGCAGCUGUGUUUAGGAAGAAUGGAAUGCAUGAACAGAAGCAGCUCCCGCCAGUUUUUGAAUUUCAUGGUGACCCUUCAGUGUAUUACAUACAAAUUCAGUUUCAGUUAAAAAAUCGUAUUUUCGGCCGCAAGGUCUACCAGUCAUUCCAAGACAUGGAAGCCAUUAAAGGAGAGUCUAAUAACUUAUGGCUACCAAUAUGUAAACUACCUUCACAAUAGCAGCUGGCAGAAUAUCAUUAAAUAAUAAUAAUUGCACCAAAUCGAUCAGUGAUCACCAUUUUGACUCAUCUACUUGGUGUGUCUAUAAAUUGUAUUAUAUUCUAUUCUUACACUCAAUGACUUUCAGUAUCUUGCAAAAUAAUUAUUAUUUAUUUUUGUUAAAUCUAAAUUUACCUUCUGUUCUCUCUCUCUCUGAUCUCUUGCAAAGUAUUAAUUGUAAUAACAUUAUUAUGAAUAUUUAUUAUUAUUAUUAUUAUUAUUAUAUCAAAAUUGGAGGCAUUAUAACAACUGACUGACAUUUAA
Amphimedon queenslandica is the source of this 3745-nucleotide messenger RNA. RefSeq lists its product as uncharacterized. The transcript has 14 exons. The record is from RefSeq and is a predicted model, not a curated record. Lineage: Eukaryota; Metazoa; Porifera; Demospongiae; Haplosclerida; Niphatidae. The coding region runs from base 74 to 3442 and encodes 1122 amino acids.